Molecule: messenger RNA, 2529 nt
Organism: Diachasma alloeum
Lineage: Eukaryota; Metazoa; Arthropoda; Insecta; Hymenoptera; Braconidae
Product: mucin-12
Exons: 6
Coding region: 1-2529 (842 amino acids)
Source: RefSeq, a predicted model, not a curated record
AUGCAGCCGAGAGCUGUCCCCGGUGCGCUGGUGCAGCAGCGAUCACUCGACGAGAAUCGCAAAAGUAAUUACGAAACCGGACAAGUCACCAACAACAGCGGCACAAGUGGAACAAUUCCAUUAUCCCGACGUGCUGUUAAAUUGGCUGAUUACCAUUGCACCAACAGCGAGCCGGGAAAGUGUCCGGAGUACACCAGAAGUUUAACCCUGGAUUCCACCCCUCGACCAGACUUCCUGAAGCUCCAGAGCACGGAUUACGAGCCACCUAGUGGUUGUGCAUCACCCCACAGCAUAGAAUCCUUCUCGCCACCCUCGGUGACCCCGAUAAUAUCCCCCCCGCCAGCCUUCCAGGACGUGGCCAAAAAGACCCGUUCGCGUAGCACAUACCCAAAGGCUCCAUUUCUCCCCCGAUCAAACGCAAUUAUCGACAGCGAUGUCAUCAGUCCGCCGUCCUCCCCGCCGCCCAAAAAUUGGGGAUCUCAGACGAGAAAAGUAAUUGGCACGCCAAUUAAGCCGAGACCGAGACGUCAGUCCCAAAUGUCGAGUGGUAAUCACCAGAAACCGGUGCAGGACAAGCAAUAUCGCUUGCUGUCAGCCAAAUCCCUGGAGGACCAGUCCACCACUCGGCGAAUACAGUUUGCCCAGAGAUACCGCGAGUCGUCCUCGUCAUCCUCAUCGUCAAUGGGCUUCCGGAGUCUCGACAGCUUCGUCAGUCGUAACACAAUGCCGAGACUAGCUGAAAACACAGACUCAUCGGUUGAGGGGUACGAGGAUGGCGACGAGGAUGACAAUCCAGACUCUUCUCUGAAUCUGGGAGUGAAGUCUCCGAGUCCGCUUGACUCCUCGCCAGACGGCAAGACGUCUGUCGCUCAGGAGAGGUUGUCCAGGAAGCCCUUGAGGAAAUCUCCGGGUUCGUCUGACGCUGGGAAGCUGUCGUUUGAUUCGACCUCGUCGUCCUCGUCACCAUCUACGUCCUCGAACAGUGGCACUGGGAGAUCGCCGAAUAGUUUCAAAAGGUCGAGUCAGCGGGGACAGCAUCAGGGCUUUAGGAAUACUCUGGGAUCGCCGGAUUCUCUGCAGACUUCUCGAGUCAGGCGGUCUAAGAGCCUUCAAUUGCCGGAGAAACGCUCGCCUGGCGCACACCAGGCCCCCAGGGAGCAUUUUAAUGAUGCUAGGGUUGUCAAGAUUGCUGACAAGCCCGCGACGGCGGAGAGGAGUAAGAGAUAUCCGCUGUCUACUCGUAAAGCUCAGUCAACCGAAGAAGCCCUAAACCUAGGGCUCCUCCGCGAGGCGGAAGUAGUAACGGAAUACCUCUACGGCACAAGAAGCCGGGCAGCUGCUAGGAGCAUCAUCUCGAGUCACUUUGACUCACGCGAAGAAGCCCAGGAGCGGCACGAGCCCUACGACAUCUACUUCAUAUCCUCCAAGCAACCCCGAUCCCAGCAAGACCGACGCGCGAAGAGUCUUCAGCGUGGCGCCACAACCCCGAGCACCAAUACCUUGAUGAACGACGUUAACAAAAUGCGGUGUAACACGAGUACUUGCAACUACUGGCCGCACUGCUCCGAGGGCCUUUACUCGCCGAAUCAGCCCCAGCCCUUGAUGAAGGUCUCCCAGAGUUAUCCGACCCACCGAAGGGUCUCGACGGACAGCGUCAUCAGCCAAUCGAAGGAUCGCACGAGUGCGUGCUCGUCGCCGGCGUCACUAGAUGUCGUUGAUGAUCGUGAGACGCGGAAGACGCAUGGCCGGAAGGAGGUGAAGAGCGCGAUGAAGCGUACUUCGCCGAACAGCUACGAGGGGGCGACCAGGUGGGAGUACAGGAACGCUCGGGCGUCACCGGAAGUGCUGAAGAAUGUCGGGGUGUCGACCAAUGGCACGUCUUCUGUUACCACUUCGUCGUCGUCCAGCAGUGACAUCUGGAUUACUACGUCGGAUAGGACUGUGACGAAGAGCCCGAAGAAUCCCAAGAGCAGCGGAGGCUCGACGCCGAUGGAGGAUACCAUUGUCGAGGGCGCCAAGGGGGGCGAACCUGUCAGGGAUAAGGAACACGCCCGCCCCGGAAGUGCUCCCGCCAAACGGGAAAUUUCACCGGAAGCUCAGGGCUCGCUUGAACCCCAUCAGAGGUCCUCUUCGUUGCCAAAGUCCUUCCUCACGCUGGAGUCGACGGCUGAAGGACACAGUUGGCACUGCACCUGCGCUCACCUGCGCAUUGACCACUGGGAAUUGUCGCUAUUUCAGAGCAGGAGCUGCGAGAGCGUCAUGGAAAUUUGUAGUCGCAGGGAAACGAGUCUGCAGACGACGACCGCAACUUGGCACAGGAACGACGGCUCGAGGAGGUCAACACCGAGCCCCAAUACCCUGCAUCCUGAUGCACCGUCUUCACCGAGGACUGCUCCUGGUUCUCCUUCACCUGGACACCAAUCAAUCCCUCGAAAUAUGGAGAGACGACGUGCUACGGAGAUUAGUCGCACUCAGCGACGUAUCAAGGCCUCCAGUACGCCAACACUACUCGAUCACGAUGAAAGGUAA